Molecule: messenger RNA, 417 nt
Organism: Fomitopsis serialis
Lineage: Eukaryota; Fungi; Basidiomycota; Agaricomycetes; Polyporales; Fomitopsidaceae
Exons: 1
Coding region: 1-417 (138 amino acids)
Source: RefSeq, a predicted model, not a curated record
AUGGACUUCGCACUCGCAGGCGCACUGGAGGGGCUCGAUGAGCUCCUCCAUUUUAUCUUCACCUACGAUGUUGUUUGUAUAUACGGCGUCAACCUGCGGAAACGCUUCGGCGAGCGGUUCCCCCACCUCGUUCCGCUGCUCGACCGCAUGCAGCUGCUCUUACCGAAGCUCCACAUGCUCGCGCACAAGGAGCUAUGCCAGAUUUUGUACGCGCUGUGCUACUCGUGGGGGGCCGGUCUUUCGCAUGGAGAGAGUGUCGAACACCCGUGGGCGGAGCAUAACCAGGUCGGUCUCAGCACUCGCGAGAUGGGCGCUGGACACCGCCACAACGCCCUCAACGUGGUCCACAACUACUGGAACUGGUGUAAAAUGGAGACGGCGGGUAAGUGGAUGCCUUGCAUACUGGUCAGCAACUGA